AUGUUUUCAUCCGGGGAAACCUCAAUUUACCCCAUCUGGAGCGUUAACCACGCACGCUUCCAGGUCGGCCUCACCAUUGCUUUCUCCAUCCUCUACGACCUCUAUUGGUCUCCACUCAGCAACUUCCCGGGCCCAAAGCUCUGGGCCAUCUCCCGCAUUCCCUUGCAGAUUUCUGUCAUCCGGGGCAGAGUUCAUCUAGACGUCUACCAGAUGUUUCAGAAGUAUGGUCCCGUCGUCCGUAUUAGUCCAGAUGAGCUUGCUUUCGGUACCGCGCGUUCUGUUCGCGAUAUCUACGGCCAAAGACCCGGCGGCUGCUUCGCAAAGGACAUGUCCCACUACUUCACGCCGCCAAAUGGCACGCACCAUAUCGUCAGCACACCCGACGACAAUGUGCACGCGCGACACAAGCGUCUUCUCGCGCCUGCUUUCUCGGAAAGGGCGCUUCGAGACCAGGAAUAUCUUAUUCAGGGCUACGUCGAUACCCUGAUCUGCAGGCUGCGGGAGCAGAUCGACGUGGGAGAUGACACCUCAUCGCAGCAACAUCCCGUUGAUAUCAAGGAUUGGCUGAACUACACAACCUUUGAUAUCACCGGGGAUCUGAUGUUUGGCGAGUCGUUUGAUUGUCUGAAACAUACUCGGCUGCAUCCGUGGAUCGAUCUACUCGUCAAGUCAAUCAGGGCUCUUUCCAUCGCUGGCGUUGCGAUGCAGUUCCCAGUUCUGCGAAGGAUGCUUGACUUGUGUAUGCCGUCGAAGUUCCAGAAGGAAGCGGAAGAUCAUUUCAAUCUUACUGCCAAGAAGGUGGAUCGUCGGUUAGAAGCUAACAUCUCGAGACCCGAUUUCAUCUCUGCUAUUCUGCAGAAUGGGCUGAGCGAGAAGAAGGGCCCGUACACUGAUGGGGAGAAAAUCAUGAGUCGGGCGGAAAUCCACUCGAAUGCAUUCAUCCUCAUCAUCGCAGGCAGCGAGACCUCGGCUACGUGCCUGACUGGUUGCAUCUAUUACCUGUGCAUGAAUCCACAAACCAUGACUAGACUCGCAGACGAGAUUCGCUCUUCCUUUAAGAGUGAAACAGAGAUGACAUUCCGGACAAUUGCCACGCUGAAAUAUCUCUCUGCCGUCAUCGAAGAAGGACUACGCAUGUACCCGCCCCUCGUAACAAGUCUAUCUCGCAUUGUCCCGAAUGGCGGGGCCCAUGUUGACGGGCAUUACGUGCCGGAAGGUUCCAAGGUUGCAUUCCACCACUUCGCCUCGUACCGCUCAGCUUCGAAUUUUGCCUUGCCCGAUGAAUUCAUCCCUGAAAGAUGGCUCGGAACCGACGUCCGUUUUCACGGGGAUAACAAAGAUGUUCUGAACCCAUUCAGUUACGGCCCACGCGUGUGCCUGGGCAAAGGUCUCGCCUAUGCGGAAAUGCGACUCAUUCUCUGCAAGUUACUCUGGCACUUCGAUAUCAAUCUGUGCCCGGGAAUCGAACAUGGUACCUGGCCCGACCAGGAUGUUUAUUUCUUCUGGGCCAAACCACCUCUCUUGGUGACUUUGCGCGAUCGAUCUGUUGAAGAUAGUCUUGCUGCUAAGUAA
Molecule: messenger RNA, 1572 nt
Organism: Penicillium manginii
Lineage: Eukaryota; Fungi; Ascomycota; Eurotiomycetes; Eurotiales; Aspergillaceae
Product: cytochrome P450
Exons: 5
Coding region: 1-1572 (523 amino acids)
Molecular function (GO): oxidoreductase activity, acting on paired donors, with incorporation or reduction of molecular oxygen; iron ion binding; heme binding
Source: RefSeq, a predicted model, not a curated record